UGAAAAUUGAUUCUUAAGCUUAAAAUUUAAACCCAAUUUAUUUCGAACGUUUCGUUGAUACAUCGUUUUUUUGUGUCGCCUUAUAAAUUUAAAAAUGCUUUGUCCUGAAGUAUGGAAUUUUCCUCCGCCUAAAGUAAUAACUUCAUACAAAAAAUGUGCAAACUUAGAAACUGUAAUUAGUGCAGUUGAACGAAAUUGUUUUUAUAAAAGUGCGAUUGUAACAUGUCCAGAUGAACUGCAUACGCCACAACAGAUUGCGGAUAUUUUACUAGAAGAUAAUGAUUAUUACACGGUGUUCAAUUGCAGUUUGACAGAGUUUUUGGAGCCGAUUUUCAUACAAAAUUUUGUUAAAGCGGGAAAAUUAUAUUGUUUAACGGCGGAUACAAACUGCAUUGUGCAAAACUGUGCCGCUAUAACCCCCGACGGGGUGUUAACAUUGAAUAUUCUUGAUUCCAUUUAUCAAACUCUAGGUCUAGAAGGAAAUAAAUGCUCCCAUAGCUAUUAUCAGAUAAAAGUUAACCUAAUAGACUUGACUAGAUUAAAAAUUGUGGAAAGAACCAGAAAAGCUCUGUCCAAAAUUAAGUCAUUCAAUUUCUAUGUAUCUUGGGAACCAGAUAAGAUUAACAUUUGUCCAUCAUCAAUUGCAAAAUAUUUUUGUGACAGAAACUUUGAAGUAUCAUGUCACAGCCUAGAAGUACAAAAAAUAACACCAGAUGUCCGAGAAAUACCAACUUUAAUAGAUUGUGAAAUAGAAGAAAUUGUAGAAUGGAUUGGAAUGCUGGCACAUGGAGCAGAAUUAUGGCCAACAGAAGGUUAUGUUAGCUCAUACAGUGAGCCGGAAUGUGCUUCACCAUUACAAUCAUCUAGAAUAUCACUGCUAAUUAUCAAAGGUUUUUUAACUCCAAAUAUAUUAUCAAAUGCAUGUAAAUCUUUAGCAGAUUAUGUUGAAUCUCGAGAGCUAAAGGAUUAUUGGUCUUCAAUAAGCAUACAAAGUGUUGAGGAUAGCCUAUGGCAAUGGAGUACGAGUAGCCCUAAAAUGUUCCAGCCCCAGAAUACUUCUUGUAAUUUUUUCUUUUCUCAAGGUGGAUGUACAAUGUAUUCAAUAGGACAAUUAAAAUAUUCAUAACACAUCUUA
Nymphalis io (European peacock) is the source of this 1135-nucleotide messenger RNA. RefSeq lists its product as uncharacterized. Gene Ontology annotation, molecular function: ribonuclease MRP activity; ribonuclease P activity. The record is from RefSeq and is a predicted model, not a curated record. Bases 95 to 1126 code for a protein of 343 amino acids. The transcript has a single exon. Gene Ontology annotation, biological process: tRNA 3'-end processing; tRNA 5'-leader removal; endonucleolytic cleavage in ITS1 to separate SSU-rRNA from 5.8S rRNA and LSU-rRNA from tricistronic rRNA transcript (SSU-rRNA, 5.8S rRNA, LSU-rRNA). Lineage: Eukaryota; Metazoa; Arthropoda; Insecta; Lepidoptera; Nymphalidae. Gene Ontology annotation, cellular component: multimeric ribonuclease P complex; ribonuclease MRP complex.